Molecule: messenger RNA, 1686 nt
Organism: Salvia hispanica
Lineage: Eukaryota; Viridiplantae; Streptophyta; Magnoliopsida; Lamiales; Lamiaceae
Source: RefSeq, a predicted model, not a curated record
AUGAGUGUGGUAGGUUUUGAUGUUGGCAAUGAAAGUGGUGUUGUUGCUGUUGUAAGGCAAAGAGAGAUCGAAGUUGUGCUCAACGAUGAGUCCAAGUGCGAAACUCCUGCUAUCGUAUGUUUUGGCGAGAAGCAGCGAGUCAUUGGAACAGCAGGGGCUGCAUCAAGUAUGAUGAAUCCGAAAAAUACGGUAUCACAGAUAAAACGUUUUAUUGGACGUAAAUUUUCAGAUCCUGAGUUGCAGAAGGAUAUCAAAUCAUUGCCAUUUUCAGUCACUGAAGGACCUGAUGGAUAUCCCUUGAUUCAUGCUCAGUAUUUGGGAGAAGAUAGGACCUUCACACCUACUCAGAUUUUAGGAAUGGUUCUUUCUGAUUUGAAGAUCAUUACAGAAAAGAACUUAAAUUCUGCUGUUGUGGACUGCUGCAUCGGGAUACCUGUUUACUUCACCGACCUGCAGAGAAGAGCUGUUAUAGAUGCUGCUACUAUUGCUGGUUUGCACCCUCUUCGUCUCUAUCAUGAGACAACAGCUACCGCAUUAGCUUAUGGUAUUUACAAGACCGAUUUACCUGAAAAUGAACCAAUGAUUGUUGCAUUUGUCGAUGUUGGUCAUGCAAGUAUGCAAGUAUGCAUUGCUGCCUUCAAGAAAGGUCAGCUGAAGAUAUUGGCUCAUUCUUAUGAUCAGUGUUUGGGUGGAAGGGAUUUUGAUGAGGUUCUUUUCCAUCAUUUUGCUGCGAAGUUCAAGGAGGAGUACAGGAUUGAUGUUUAUCAAAAUGCAAGGGCUUGCUUGAGAUUGCGUGCUGCUUGUGAGAAGCUGAAAAAGAUGCUUAGCGCAAAUCCUGAGGCACCUCUGAACAUCGAGUGCUUGAUGGAUGAGAAGGAUGUCAGAGGUUUUAUUAAGAGAGAUGAGUUUGAGCAGAUUAGUAUUCCAAUUUUGGAACGUGUGAGAAAGCCUUUGCAGAAGGCUCUUGCUGAUGCUGGACUGUCUACUCAAGAUAUACAUUCUGUUGAAGUUGUUGGUUCAGGCUCUCGAGUUCCAGCGAUAAUCAAAAUAUUGACGGAGUUUUUUGGAAAGGAGCCUAGACGAACAAUGAAUGCUAGUGAAUGUGUGGCGAAGGGCAGUGCUAUACAAUGUGCUAUUCUCAGCCCCAUGUUCAAAGUUAGAGAUUUUCAGGUUAAUGAGAGUUUUCCAUUUUCCAUUGCUUUGUCAUGGAAAGGAUAUGGAGCAGCUGAUAAUCAGCAGAGUACUGUUGUAUUCCCCAAGGGUAAUUGCAUACCAAGUAUGAAGGCGUUGACUUACUACAGAUCUGGGACCUUUACUGUUGAUGUACAAUAUGCUGAUGCUUGUGAAUUACAGACACCUCCAAAGAUUAGCUCUUACACGAUUGGACCUUUCCAGUCCACAAAAGGUGAAAGGGAAAAGUUGAAGGUCAAAGUGCAACUGAAUCAUCAUGGCAUUGUCUCGGUUGAGUCUGCAGUGCUCUUAGAAGAGGAAGAGGUGGAAGUUCCAGUUGUGAAAGAGGCAGCUAAAGAGGAGACCAAGAUGGAAACAGAUGAUGCUCAUCCCAGCAGCACUGAAACUGAUGUCAAUAUGCAAGAUGCUAAGACCGAUGGUCCUGGAGCUGAAAAUGGUGUCUCGGAAUCAGGAGAUAAGACAUCUCAGAUGGAAACCAAUAAGGUUAGCUUCUGA